Molecule: messenger RNA, 2146 nt
Organism: Carica papaya (papaya)
Lineage: Eukaryota; Viridiplantae; Streptophyta; Magnoliopsida; Brassicales; Caricaceae
Product: MLO-like protein 6
Biological process (GO): defense response
Cellular component (GO): membrane
Source: RefSeq, a predicted model, not a curated record
AUUCCUUCAUAUGUCCGUAUCACUGAUAUCCUCUCAUUGCCUUCUUCCUCUUCCUCUCUCUCUCUCUCUCUCUCUUCAUUUAUACACUUUUCUUUACUGAGAAAGUUCACAGAGACCUCGACAGAGACAAUCUGCAAACAAUUAAACACCGCUUGAUUUCUCAGUAAUUUCUUCACUUACUACCUGUUCUCUCCACCCAAACAGAAAUUUUUUCCGAUUGGUCGAUCUCAGAAUUAAGGCGAAUUGAGCUAGGGAUCAAUAUCAAGGAGAGAAGUUCUUGAAGAAGAUAAAAAUGGCAGGAGCUAGCGGAGGAAGAUCCUUGGAGGAGACACCUACUUGGGCUGUUGCUGUUGUUUGUUUCGUUCUGGUUUUCAUUUCUAUUUGUAUCGAGUACAUAUUCCAUCUCAUCGGCAAGUGGUUGAAGAAGAAACGCAAGAGAGCUCUGUACGAAUCACUUGAAAAGAUCAAAUCAGAGCUUAUGUUAAUGGGGUUCGUGUCGCUGCUGCUCACAGUCGGGCAAGGUCUCAUAUCGAACAUAUGCAUACCGAAGUCAAUUGGAGCCACGUGGCAUCCCUGCAACAAGAAGCAAGAGGAGGAAUCGGAGAAAGUCGACGACGACUCCGACCUCGAGCAUCGCCGGAGACUCCUCUCUGCGGUAACUCAUUCCGGUGAAGGUUUCCGGCGAGUUUUGGCCGCUGCCUCUACUGAUAAAUGUGCCGAAAAGGGCAAAGUCCCAUUUGUAUCCGAAGAAGGCAUUCACCAACUCCACAUCUUCAUUUUUGUCUUGGCCGUUUCCCAUGUCCUUUACUGUAUUAUCACCAUGGCUUUGGGCAGAGCUAAGAUGAGAAGCUGGAAAUCAUGGGAGAAGGAAACUAGAACCGUCGAGUAUCAGUUCUCACACGAUCCAGAAAGGUUUAGGUUUGCUAGAGAGACAUCAUUUGGAAGAAGACACUUGAGCUUCUGGACAAAAACACCUGUGUUCAUAUGGAUUGUUUGUUUCUUCAGGCAAUUUGUUAGGUCUGUGCCGAAAGUUGACUAUUUGACCCUCAGACAUGGAUUUAUUACGGCACAUUUAGCACCACAGAGCCACACAAAAUUUGAUUUCCAAAAAUACAUCAAUAGAUCCCUUGAAGAGGAUUUCAAGGUUGUGGUCGGGAUUAGUCCACCCAUAUGGUUCUUUGCCGUGCUAUUCUUGCUAUUUAACACUCAUGGCUGGUAUUCGUAUCUAUGGCUACCCUUUAUCCCUUUGAUCAUAAUCCUGCUAGUGGGAACCAAGCUGCAAGUGAUAAUAACAAAGAUGGGACUUAGAAUUCAAGAAAGAGGAGAAGUGGUGAAGGGUGUCCCUGUAGUUCAGCCCGGCGAUGACCUUUUCUGGUUUAACCGACCAAGACUCAUUCUUUUCCUCAUUAAUUUCGUUCUUUUUCAGAAUGCAUUUCAACUUGCUUUCUUUGCAUGGACUUGGUAUGAAUUCGGAAUUAAGUCUUGUUUCCAUGAAAAUGUGGAAGAUAUUGUCAUCAGAAUUUCUAUGGGGGUUCUCAUACAAAUUCUAUGCAGCUAUGUUACUCUCCCUCUCUAUGCUCUUGUCACACAGAUGGGAUCAAACAUGAAGCCAACAAUAUUCAAUGAAAGAGUAGCUGCAGCCUUGAGAAAUUGGCACCAUACCGCAAAGAAACAUGUCAAGCAGAAUAAAGGAUCUGUAACCCCUUUUUCCAGCAGACCAAACACGCCCUCGCACUACGCCUCUCCUAUCCAUCUCUUGAGACACAAUCCGGACAGCCUCCAAACGACUCCGAGAAUGUCAAAUUUCGAUAAUAACGAUCUCUCAGAGACCGAGUCUCAAUCUCCAUCUCCGUCCCAUGGCCGCUAUCACCAAGGCGAAGGAUCGUCCUCCUCUCAUCAUCCCCACAACAAUUUCCCCGAUCAAGAUUACAGGGACCACGAGAGAAAUUCAGUUCAAGAUUUUAAUCACGAGCAACACGAAAUUGAGAUUAGUCUUAAAGACUUUUCGUUUGAUCGAAAAGCGAGUCGAUGAGAAAAAUUGGUAUGUACAAAAGUUACAAAAAUUCUAUGGUAACAUAAUAAUUUCUUAGGAAGGCAAUGAGAUAUAUUCGGAUUGUAAAUCUAUAAAUUCAUUCUUUCUUGGGCA